Peronospora matthiolae is the source of this 687-nucleotide messenger RNA. The record is from the annotation of a GenBank genome assembly. Lineage: Eukaryota; Oomycota; Peronosporomycetes; Peronosporales; Peronosporaceae.
AUGCUGCAGCUGGUGGUGCUAAGCCGCGAGCUCGGCACCAGCACGGGACAGCUCCGUCGUCGAGUGGGAAACGCACGCAAGAGCGACAGCAGUCAGGCAAGCAACAGCAGUCAGGCAAGCGACGCAACCCGUUUGCACCUUCUGCAAGAGCUCCUUGUGCAGAAUGGAAUUUGUUUACAUCUACUUCAAGAGCUCCAGCACAAGCACCAGUGUCUUCACUCACGUCGGAGUACAGUCGUCCGGGGCGCCGACAACAGCGAGCACGUUUGCCGACAGCGAUUACGAAGCUGCUGCGCUGUCCGAAGCCCUUGGCACUGUUGCUGUUACAAAACAGGCCAAGACUUGUUCACGAUUGGCUUCGGUUUCCAAGUGUGUGCAACCCGUGUCGCCAGGGCCAGUUGGCCUGUCCUUAUCAUCGGGCUAUCACCGAUCAUGGCUUCAUCGUCGUCGCCUGCAGCAGCGCGUGCAAGCGCUUGCAUGGAUUACGGAUAUGACGACUUGAAGUAUGGCAUGCCGGAUUCCGACUCGCUCGAGUUUUCCGUGGAUGAGCCGACCGGGGUUGAUGUAGGUGAGAGGUCAGAUUCUUUUAGAACGCCUACAGCACCGGCAUCCAAGACUAGGGUGCCAGUGCAAGAACUUAGACCGACGCUGAAGGCACCCGUGCACGAUGAAUUUGAUCUCACAUAA